Molecule: messenger RNA, 663 nt
Organism: Fopius arisanus
Lineage: Eukaryota; Metazoa; Arthropoda; Insecta; Hymenoptera; Braconidae
Exons: 3
Coding region: 90-452 (120 amino acids)
Source: RefSeq, a predicted model, not a curated record
CAUGCGUACCACACCGCAUCUAUAUAAUCCUUCAUUGGCGACUGUUGCCUUGUUUUAACAUCUAGUUGUGCUCUACCCUCGUACCGGACAUGAUCUCCGUAAAGUUGAUUAUUGUUGGUGUUGCGGGAUUGAUAACGUACGUCGGAGCUGAUAGCGCGGGGAUAGUGGAGAUGACUGAUGGUCUGGCUUACGGUGGAAUUCCAUAUGGCAGUGUAUCCGGGAUGCUGGCUAAAUAUCAGAGCCCCGUCGGGUCUACAAAUUAUUACCAGUUAAAUCAAUACCCGUAUCGACCGCAGAGACCGCAACCUCAAACCUCAUCACCAAUUAUUGUAACACCUAAUGUACGCGCUGCAGGUUUAGCCGCGAGAAGUGCCGGACCCUUUCAAAUCUACAAUUUACCCGGUGUUAUCGCACCCGGAGUUGUCGGUACAUUCAGCCAAAUCGGAUAUUAAUCCCCACAAUUACGUUAUUUCAAUGACCUAAUUAAGGCUGCUCUCAGGAGCAAUCAGUGCCACUCUAAUACCUUUUAAUCCCAUAAUAAACGACGCGAAUAAUCGAGUGCAAGAUGCAGCGAGAGAAAACGAUUCUUCAGAUUCAAAUUCUUCAUAACUCCUCAAUAUUUAUUUACAGAUGUUACCUAUCAAUAAAAUCUGCAUCCACAUA